AUGCGCAGGAAGGCAGGUGCCUGCCGGCUGGUCGGGAGCCGGGAGCAUCGCGGGCAGCCCGGCGUCCUCAUGGUGCCGUGUCAGGGCGGCGAGGCCACCGCUGUUCCGGUAGCGGGCGGAAAGGAGCCGGAGGUGCCGCUGGGCCGGGAGGACGGUGCGGGCGCGGGGCAGUGCCUGUGCCCGGAGCCCGGCAUGGAGGCGGCGGGCGCCGAAGAGCGCCGCGUUUGUGGCUGCUGCUCGGGCUUGUCCUGGCCGCGCUGCUGCAAGGCACCCGGAACAAAGAAGAAAGCUGCAUGUCCAGGACUUGGUCUGUUUUAUACCGUACUGUCUGCCUUCCUUUUCUCAGUGGCCUCUUUAUUUCUUAAAAAAAUAGAAGAUGUACAUUCAGUGGAAGUGAGUGCAUUUCGAUGUGUUUUCCAAAUGGCAUUCGUACUUCCUGGUUUAAUAUACUACAAAACAGGGUUUUUGGGACCAAAAGGUAAAAGAAUUUUUCUUUUCUUCCGAGGAUUCCUUGGCUCUAGCGCAAUGAUUCUUCUCUACUAUGCUUUUCAAGUCAUGCCACUAGCUGAUGCCACUGUUAUAACUUUUAGCAGUCCUGUUUUUACAUCGUUGCUAGCGUGGAUCUUUCUCAAAGAGAAAUACAGUAUUUGGGAUCUUCUGUUUACCCUCUUCGCAAUCACUGGAGUGAUUCUUAUUGCUCGACCACCGUUUCUGUUUGGGUCAAACGUUACAGGGAUUGAAGGAAGUUACACAGAUCAUCUUAAAGGGACCAUAGCAGCAAUUACAAGCACAGUAUCUGGAGCUUCCACUUUUGUUAUAAUAAGGAAGGUGGGAAAAUCUGUGCAUUACUUUUUGUCAAUUUGGUAUUAUGCAGUCAUUGGUUUAAUUGGAUGUGUUAUAGCAUUGUUUGUUAUGAAUGAAUGGCGUUUACCAUACUGUGGUAAAGACAGAGUUCUUCUAAUACUAAUAGGCUUGUUAGGGCUAGGGGGUCAGAUAUUUCUCACAAAAGCGUUACAAAUAGAGAAAGCUGGACCUGUAGCCAUAAUGAAAACAAUGGAUGUGGUGUUUGCUUUUAUUUUACAAAUUCUUUUUCUCAAUCAUCUCCCAACUUGGUGGACUGUGGGUGGUGCCCUUUGUGUAGUAGCCAGUAGUUCUGGAACUGCCAUUCGCAAGUGGCGACAAAGCUUGAAAAAAGCUAAACAAAAUGAAAUCUAACAAUACAUGCAGUAUCACAUUAUAGAAACAAGCAGUCUUGAAAUAUAUAUACAAUAUUUAUUUUUAUUUAUUUUAAAUAGCUCAUUUACCAAAUUGUAGUAUGAAGCUAUAUACAAUGAAAUAAGUUGAUUAAAAAAAAACAAAACAACAAACCAAAAUAAACAACCAAAUCUGAUGAUGUUUUAACAACUGAUAAGGUAUAUUACUUCCUUUCUCAUAUUUAGGCAUACAGUUAUGAGAAUUAGGAAGAUAUUUAAAAGUUGCUUGCUUCCUAUCUAAAGUGGACAAUAGUUUUUGGCAUUUAUUUUCCUAAAAUUCCUGAUUCUCCACUUCUUAGACCAUUUUUCUGUUCUGCUAAGCAAUGGAAAUCAGUCUCCCAAGCUUAUUUAAUGCUAUUCUCUGCUUGGUUACCAGAGGGAUUGUAGUAUAAAAGUUAGAGGGGAAUGAAAAAUUCUAAUCCUGUAAACAUCCAGCUUUUAUAGAACAGGUAAAGCUUGCACAUUUACAAUUUUUCUAAUUUUUUAAUUUAAAUUUUUUUUUGGCACAAAACAGAUGUCAAAUGGGGAUUUAUUUUAAAUUUGGAUUCUAAAAGGAUUAAGGAUAUUUUAUAUCUUUCCAAGUAAUAUCAGAAGAAAAUGAACUUGUUCAAAUUACCUAACAGCUUUGCUUUCUUUUUUUAAAAAAAGUAAACAUUUGCACUUGCUUUACAGAGAUAAUGAAACAAUCUAACCACCUUUGUUUUUUAGUGUGAUUUUCCCAAUAAACAUCUUUAGAUGCUGUACUCUCAGUGAUGAGAGACAACAGUUAUUGUAUACCACUUAUAAAUCAAUUGUGGUAUGGAAUAUUAUGCUGUAGCUGCACUUUUUAUUCUAUGCAAAAUAUUGUAUUUUUUUAGGUAUUUAAUAUAGGUUAUUUUAAAUGCUGCUUACAACCCUUUCAUUUAGAUUAUUUUGUACAAAAGCUCUUUAUGAGACCAUGUUUGACUCUUCUUGGCCUUCAUAAAGUUAGGCAAAAGUUUUAUUGUAGAUUGUCCUAUUUCCUAAGUAUUUACAAGAGUGCAGAGUAAUUGCAGUUUCACAGAAAAUGCAGGUUGGACGAGGUUGUGGCAGAGGUUCUGCCAAAGAGGUUUGAGGACAACUUGGUGGGAGGGUGAAGCUAUGCGUACACAUCUCGUGACAUGGAGGCAUGCACACUACAUCAGGCAAUGCUAGUGGCACUGGGGGCAGCUUCAGCCCCAUUUCUGCAGCUGACCCUUUUAAAUCUGCACUUAGUCACUUCUCUUACACAUCAUCUCACUUUAUAGGCUUUAUCUUGAUUGCUACAAAUACAAAGAAAAAAGGCUUUUGUUAUUUAUCUUAGUGUCCUUCAUGUUUGAGAAAGAAUAUGUGGUUAGUAUCAGGUAGGACAAUUUUCCCAAAUGGAGUCUUAUAUACUGUUGGGUCAUUGUCUCAGUAGUGCUUAAAGAAAAAUUUUACUUGGAUCUUUACUUGGUCCUCUUGAAGUGUUUUUCAGUUAUUUACUCACUCCAGUGUUUUUCUAAAGGAGAAUACGUUCUGUAGACUUGAUAUAUGUGGGUUGUUUUGUUGUUGUUUUUUUUUUUUCAAAAACUCUGAAGGUAGCAGAUGUUUUCUAAUUUUGAUAUACAGAUCUCUAGUCACACAUCUUUUCUUUUGCUAAUAAACAUUGCAUCCUGGCAGGACAGACUUAGCGGACUUGAGUCCCAAAGGACUGUAAUGUGUGUAGUACUUUGGAAUGCAUCUGGAUGCUAGGAGCCUUAUUUGUGCAAGAGUCUGUAUGUAAACCAGCACCCUGAAUCCAUAUGUGUUUAUGGACAUGAACAGAUUCCACUUCAGUGGUUGAAUCAGUUCCUGCUUAUAGCUGUCUGGUCUCUAGCUGAACUUCAUCCUUCAGGAGAAGCACAGCUGAAAAGGUCAGGAGUAGCAUGAAACUGCUUUCACAUCUCUUUAAAGCCUGAUGUAAUGAAAUUCCAAUUUGGCCCCAGUUUCGCUUAAUAUUUGAGAUUAUGAACUGGUAUUGUUUCUUAUGGUGCUCAGCCAUCACUGCCAGUGAGCGACAGCUUUCAGGGGAGGGAGGGAAAACAGGUGCAUUUUUUUACUGCUUCAUUUCAUCUUUGAAUUGACACUUACAAAGGUGUGGUUCCAAAGCAGUUCAGAUUUGAUAUAAACUUGGGAUGUCAGCUAGUCCUGGUCCUCCCAUUGGCUUAGUGCUCAUUCUUAUGUGGUUCACUGGCCCCAGGAGCUGAUGAGGGCAAAACCAGAGUAGCCUGAAUUUGACAGUGUGAAAUGGAAUUAGAAAGGGGAAUUGGAUAACAGUUUGAAUUCCAGCAUAUGAAUGCUACUUUGUCAUAAUAUAUGUAGAAGCUCAUAUAAAAAAAAUCUUUAGGUCAUAUGAUUUCAAUGAAUUUUGUUUACACUUAGUAGAGAGGAACAGGCUACUGAAAAAAGGACUGCUUUCUUGCCCUUAACACAUAAGUAAGUUCAGAAAAAAAAAAUACCUGAAAUCAAUGUGAUCCAGUGAUUGGUAAUUUUUAUCUCAAGUUCUUGCAGAAACCCUUUUUAUGUAUUUCCAUACCUGUAGUGCCAGAAAACGCAGAUGAUUGUUGGUUUUUUUCCAUAGUCUAAACCUACCAGGUUUCCUUAUGGGCUCCAUCUGCUUAUUUCCUUUUGCUGUACUUAAACCUUCCUAAAUAUUGAAAUUGUUAAAAUAAUAAUUUAAACAAGAUCCCAUGUUGGACAACGUUGUAUUUUUUGGUAUAUUAUUUUGAUUUUAAUCCAUCUUUUAGAGAAUUGUUUAACUAGCGUGAGAAUUAAGGACUUGACCAGGGCUUCUCAAGUCAUAAAGCACGCCAAGCCAAUAACUGGCUUUUCUAGAUGAUAUUGGGAACAGAAGACAUUUAAGCUAAUUUUCAACCACCUCAAUUUAAAAAUUUUUCUUCCUCUCAAAUGUUGUUGAAAACCUAGAUUUUAGUUGGAAGUCUUGAAGAAAAUGAAAUUAUAAAAGAUUAUGGAUACACUAAAAUGUUUGGUUUCUUAAUUGAAAAUAUUUCUUAAAAUUCCUGGUAAGAUGGUCAAACUUUUUUUUUUCCCAGAACUUCACAGUUUGAGAAUCUGAAAUUAAAUUGGCUGAGCCUUGAUUCUAUCAGAUUCUGAUAGAAUCAGUUCCUUUUUAAUUUUUUUUAAUUUUUUUUUUUUUAUUUCCUUGGAUAGAUUUUUAAUUUGAAAUCUUUUUUUAGCUUUGAAAGCUAAAAUAGAGCAAGUCUCUCAGGGUCAAAUGUUAUUUUUCUGAGCUUUGAUUCAGAAAUAUAUUAUUAAUGUUCAUCACCUGUAGCAUCCUGUUGUGAUUCUUAAACUGGUUUUAAGUUUGAUAAAUGUACUUUCCUAAUAGCAAGUCCUUCCUUUGUAAUAUGACAAAAUGUUGUUGCAGUGCAAUUUCUGUGCUAUAAAGUUGUUUCUCUUGAA
This is a messenger RNA of Apus apus (common swift), 4694 nucleotides long. It is a transcript of the gene SLC35G1, whose product is annotated as solute carrier family 35 member G1. Gene Ontology annotation, biological process: regulation of cytosolic calcium ion concentration; calcium ion export across plasma membrane. Bases 1 to 1215 code for a protein of 404 amino acids. Gene Ontology annotation, cellular component: endoplasmic reticulum membrane; plasma membrane. The record is from RefSeq and is a predicted model, not a curated record. The transcript is spliced from 3 exons. NCBI's taxonomy places the organism in Eukaryota, Metazoa, Chordata, Aves, Apodiformes, Apodidae.